This is a messenger RNA of Mesorhabditis spiculigera, 264 nucleotides long. The record is from the annotation of a GenBank genome assembly. NCBI's taxonomy places the organism in Eukaryota, Metazoa, Nematoda, Chromadorea, Rhabditida, Rhabditidae.
AUGCGAGUGGUCACCGUGACAGGUGAUCCACCACUUCGCUGUGUCCGGGCUCCACGGUUGGCCUCAUCCCUACGCGGCGUCAGCGCCGUUUCGCGUGACUCGCGAUCCUGGUCUCGCGCGGACGCAUGUCCUUCGUCGAUCGGUGGGAAGCCGUGGAUCAUCGAGCAAGAGAUCCAGCAGAUCACCACUGUUGCGAUUCCGAGUCCGAUCGACGCGAAUGGUCUCCUGCGUGGCCAGCCAGACGCUCAGUCCGGAUUGCCGUCC